Beta vulgaris subsp. vulgaris (sugar beet) is the source of this 2091-nucleotide messenger RNA. Its product is annotated as monothiol glutaredoxin-S17. The coding region runs from base 314 to 1792 and encodes 492 amino acids. NCBI's taxonomy places the organism in Eukaryota, Viridiplantae, Streptophyta, Magnoliopsida, Caryophyllales, Amaranthaceae. The record is from RefSeq and is a predicted model, not a curated record. The transcript is spliced from 3 exons.
CUAAAGAAAGAGAACCUUCUGGAACUAAAUACGUGACAGUGCUCAAAACCAUCAGAGGCUUCAGCCAAGAAAAUUCACGGCACAGAUCGAAUAUUCGUAGUUGUCACUUAGACUCUUCAACUCCAAUAAUUACUGACAACAAAAAACCAUCUCUUUUUUUCUCUUUCUCUGUUGUUUUCAUUUCUCAAUUACUUGUAUUUUUCUCUUAGGUUUUUUUGUUGUUGUUGUUGAAAGUUAUAAAACCUCAUCACCCAAAUAUUUCUCUUUCUCUCUCUCUCAUCUUAAGAACAUAAGAGAGAGAAAAAUCAAAUCAAUGGGGAGUGGAAGUGUGAAGAAUGUGGAGUCAAAAGAAGAGCUUGAGAAGGCAGUGAAUGAGGGUACUUCAGUAAUUUUACAUUUCUGGGCAACUUGGUGUGAUGCUUCCAAACACAUGGACCAAGUUUUCUCUCACCUCUCUACUGAUUUCCCUCAUGCCCAUUUCUUCAGGGUUGAAGCUGAGGAGCAACCAGAGAUAUCUGAGGCUUAUUCUGUUUCUGCCGUGCCAUACUUUGUCUUUUUUAAGGGUGGCAAGGCAGUUGAUACAUUGGAGGGAGCAGAUCCAUCCAGCUUGGCCAACAAAGUCUCUAAAGUUGCUGGAUCAGUUAACCCUGACGGACCCGCUGCACCUGCCAGUCUUGGGUUGGCUGCAGGAUCCACUAUCCUUGAAACAGUGAAAGAACUUGCUAAAGAUAAUAGGACAUCUCCACUGGUUACCCAAUCUGUUCGCACUGAUGGACUCAACAAGAAACUUCAACAGCUGAUUAAUUCUCAUACAGUUAUGCUAUUCAUGAAAGGAAGCCCAGAAGAGCCACAAUGUGGUUUCAGUCAGAAAGUUAUCAACAUCUUGAAGGAAGAGAAAGUCAAGUUUGGAAGCUUUGAUAUCUUAGCUGACCAAGAAGUUCGAGAAGGAUUGAAGAAAUUCUCCAAUUGGCCAACAUAUCCUCAGCUGUACUGCAAAGGUGAGCUUCUUGGUGGGUGUGAUAUAAUCAUAUCUAUGCAUGAGAGUGGUGAGCUGAAAGAUGUUUUCAGAGAUCAUGAGGUAGAGACCCCCGAUUCCACUGAUAGCAAACCACUAAGUUCUGGAAGUGGAGAGGGUGGUGUAUCAGCUUCAACUGGCUUAAGCACAUCUUUGACUUCUCGCCUUAUAACCCUCAUAAACGCCAGUUCUGUCAUGCUCUUCAUGAAAGGUAAACCAGAAGAACCAAAGUGUGGGUUUAGCCAAAAAGUGGUUGAGAUUCUUCAGCAAGAAAAGGUGGAAUUCAUGACUUUUGACGUCUUGACCGAUAAAGAUGUUCGAAAAGGGCUCAAGGUUCAUUCAAACUGGUCCAGCUACCCCCAGCUAUACAUUAAAGGUGAACUCAUUGGUGGGUCAGAUGUUGUGCUGGAAAUGCAGAAAAGUGGUCAACUCAGGAGGCUCUUGGCCGAGAAAGGGAUUAUUAUUCCUAGUGAAUCGUUCGAUGAACGUCUGCAGAAAUUGGUCAACAGUUCACCUGUCAUGCUGUUUAUUAAAGGUAGCCCUGAUGCUCCUAAGUGUGGUUUCAGCUCAAAGGUGGUGAAUGCCUUGAAAGAGGAAGGUGUGACAUUCGGAUCUUUCGAUAUUUUGAGUGAUGAUGAAGUUAGACAGGGGCUGAAAAAGUUCUCUAAUUGGCCUACUUAUCCUCAACUUUACUACAAGGGGGAGCUUAUAGGAGGCUGUGACAUCAUUUUGGAGAUGAAGAACAGUGGAGAGCUGAAAUCAACCCUUUCGGAGUAGAUGCCAUUAUGUGAGUUACAGGAUGUCGAAAAUAAUACGGGUCAGCAGCGUGAGUACACAGUAGGCUUACAUGUUGAUUAAUAGCCAGAUGUGAUUUUUUUCCCAACAAUAUACAUGUUCUUAGUAGUACACUUUGCUGUGUAGUGAACCGUUGAUGUUUGGCAUUUCAGGUUUGCUUUCUUUUUAGCUGUUUGGUGGUGAUAGUCUAAAAGAGUAAUACUGUAUAAGUAGACUUGUAGUAAGGCUAUGAUCUAUUCAACUUAUUUUUUCAGUAAAAAUAAGUGAAAGUUUUGCGAAAA